Messenger RNA from Effrenium voratum, 1677 nucleotides. NCBI's taxonomy places the organism in Eukaryota, Dinophyceae, Suessiales, Symbiodiniaceae. The record is from the annotation of a GenBank genome assembly.
AUGAAGACGGCCUUCCAGAGCUCGAAGAAAUCGUCGCUCCUGGCGACGAAGACCACUGCCGACAAGCUCCGGGUCACUGGCCUCCUCGCAGGACUUACAAUCCUGGUUUGUGUGGCGGACUAUGGCCUUGCGGAGAUGGGCGGCGAAAAGGCGAUUCCCUCCGGUGGUCGCUCUUUCAUCGUCGAAACCGCAACUGUGCUGGUUUGCAUGCUGCUGCCAGCUGCAUUCAUGCACCUCUCCAAGGCCGCCUUCGCAAGCGGCAGAGACAGCCCAAGCCGACGCGGGAAGAUCGGCUCUGGCGAAGAGCUGAGCAAGCUGUCGAAGUCUGACCAGGCUCAGGCCUCCAGCCCUUCAGAGCUCAGGGAGUUUUCGGCGGAGACGCCAAAAGAUCACCUUGCAAGCAGUGCGAAGAAUAUGUCGCAAGCUGUGGCUGCGGCUGUUCGAACUAGUGACCGCGGACGGGCUGAACGUCUGCUGGGUGAGAUCAUCAAGCACAAGCUGCCAGUGGACACCAUGCCGUUCAACUCUGUCAUUCAUGCCUGUGCUAAAACCGGCGACAUGGCUGGGGCGCGCCGCUGGCUGCGCCACAUGCGUGCUGCGGGUGUUGAGCCAAAUACCAUCAGCUACAACAUCUUGAUGGAUGCAGCUGCCAAGGCUGAUGAUGCAGAAGAUGCGGAGCACUGGUUGGCAGAGAUGCUUAAAGAUGGCGUGACUGCCAACGAGGUGAGCUAUGCAACUGUCAUUCAUGCUCGAGCAAAGCGCGGCGAAACGGAGCUCGCCGAGUACUGGCUGUCGAAAAUGCUGGACGCUGGUGUUGAGCCCAACAUAGUCAGCUACAACUCCUUGAUCUACGCAUGUGGGCGCAAAGGUGAUGCGAGCAGUGCCGAGCGCUGGCUGCGGGAAGCCGAGCAGCGUGGUCUCUCCCCUCGGGUCACGACCUACACUGCAGUGGUUGACGCGUGCGCAAAGAGUGGGGAUGUUGACCGCGCAGAGAAAUGGAUGGAGAAGAUGAAGGAGGCCAAGGUGGAGCCUAACGUUGUCAGCUACUCUGCCAUGAUUGAUGCCUGUGCAAAAGUCGGCGAUGCAGUGCGUGCCCAGCGCUGGCAUCAGCGCAUGCGGAAUGCUGGCGUGCAGCCGAAUGCCCACAGCUUCAGCGCCGUGAUCAACGCAUGUGCGAAGAGCGGAAACCUGGUGGCCGCUUGCGAGGAGUUUGACCGAAUGGAACAGGCUGGGGUUGUGGCGGACGUCGUGGUCUACAGCGGUCUUCUGGAUGCCUGUGCCAAAGCCGGCGAUUUGGUUCGCGCCAAGGAAGUCUUCGCCAGGAUGAAGGCUGCCGGCGUAAAGCCGAACGUUGUGGCUUAUGCAUCUCUAGCGCGACCUUUCGCGCACAGGGGUGAGUGGCAAGAGGUAGAGAGCUUUGCGACUGACAUGCAGCAGGCCGGACUUGAGAUGAAUGAGUACUUUCUCUAUGCCCAGCUUCUGGCCUAUGCCAGCGCCCGGCCUCGCCAGACAGAUCGGGCGGAAGCGACCUUUCGGAAAGCCUACGCUAAGGGCCUUGAGGCCAACAAGCAUGUGCUGACAGCCCUCGGACGCGCAGUUGGUCGCGGCAAAGCAUCACAGAUUGUCAGAGACCUUGGCAUCUCCAGCUGCUUUGAGCCAGACGGACGCGGCAGAUGA